CUCGCCCGCUCGCCCCCUGUCUCCUGCAGGCUGCCCGCGCCGCCCGCUCUCUCCCCCUACCCUCUCCUCCUGCCACUCAGCUGCCCCUCUGACCCCUGUCUUCAGGUCUUUUGGUGUAUACGCAGGAACAGAAUUGUUGGAUCGCAUGGUAAUUCCGUAUUUAACCGACUGAGGAACAGCCAAACUGUUUUCCAGGGUGGAUGCGCCCUGUUCUGUUCCCACCAACAAUGAAUGUUCCAAUUUUUCUACAUCCCUGUCAACACUUGCUAUUUUCUGGAUUUUUUUUUUUUUUAAGUACAGCCUUACAGCUCUAUAGAGGUGUCAAGUGGUAUUUCGCGGUUUUGAUUUGCAUUUCCCCCCAGCACCAAUGAGGCUGAGCAUCUUCCCGUGCGUAUUGGCCCUUUGCGGAUCUUCUUUGGAGUUACAUCCUUCGCCGUAUUUAAAUUGAGUGUCCUUUUGGUUGUCGUUGUUUUUGAGUUUUAGGAAUUCUCUAUAUAUUCCGAGUAUGAAUCCCUUAUCAGACUCAUGAUUUGCAAUUAUUUUCUCCCAUUCUCUGGGUUUCCUUCUAUUCGUGUCUUUUGAGGUACAUUUUAAAAAAAUGUUUAUUUUUUAGUUGUAGUUGGACACAAUACCUUUAUUUUACUUAUUCAUUUUUAUGUGGUGCUGAGGAUCGCUCGCAGGGCCUCACACAUGCUAGGCAAGCGCUCUACCGCUGAGCCGCAACCUCAACCCAAGGUAUAUUUUUAAAAUAAUUUCUUAUGUCCAACCUAUAUUUUUUCUUUUGUUGCCUAUACCUUUGGUGUUAUAUUCAAGAAAUGAUUGCCAAAUCCAAUGUUAUGAAGCCUUUGUCCUGUUUUCUUUUUAAAAUUGUAUUGUUUUAGGCCUUAUAUUUAGGUCUUCGACAGAUUUUGAGGUGUGUGUGUGUAUGUGUGUUGGAGUAUAGAAUCCAGAGCCUCACACAUGCUAAGCAUGCACUUUACCACUGAGCACACUGAGCAACACCCUCAGCUUUUUGAGUUGAUUUUUGCAUAUGGAUGUCUGGUUUCCCCAGUACCGUUUGUUGAAAAGACUCCUUUUCCCCAUUGAAUAGUCUUGACACUCUUUGUCAAAAAUCAUCUGAGGGGCUGGGGUUGUGUCUCAGGGGUAGACCACUUGCCUCCCAGGUAUGAGGCACUGGGUUCAAUCCUCAACACCACAUAAAAGUAAAUAAAUAAAGGUAUUGUGUUCCUCUAUAACUAAAAAAAAAUAUUUAAAAAAAAAUCAUUUGAGGUAUAGCCCUUCCUUAACAUUUAUGAGGCCCUGGGUUCAACCCCCCAGUACGGCAAAUAAAUAAGUAAAUAAAUAAAAUAAUACUAAUUUGACCGUAUAUAUGAGCACUUAUUUCUUGGCUCUCCAUUCUAUUCCAUUGGUCUAUAUAAAGACACAGAGUUUACAGUUCACUUUUUUUAGUGCUGGUUCCCAGGUCCUGUUUUAUAGGACCUCCCAAGCCCAGCUUUGCUCUUUUAAAGGCGACAGUACCGGAAAACAUCACAGAAGUCGUCCAGAAGCUGACGGACCUGGUGGGACAGCUGGUGGACAUUGUCAAGAGACUCCAGAGGCAGACACCUCUCUCAGAAUCUGGACAAGACAACGAAGUAAACAUUGUGAGCACAGUAGGCUCAGCUGGGCCUUGUCUUCCGGGGAGGACCGUGGCUUGACUUCUUUAAACCUAGAAACUUCCAACACAUCAGAAGGGAGGAUGGGAGAGAUUCUCCAUGAUCUAGAAGAAAUUCAGAAAAACUUACAAGAAAACGUCACAUGGAAAGCGGCUCCCGAAGAGCAGACCCAGGGGAUCAUCAAUCCAACCUUUGACUUGGGAAGCCUUUCCUGUAUCCUGAAGGUAUCAGAGGAUUGCCGGACAGUGACUGUGUCUCAAUUCCGGCAGCCCUAUCCUUGGAGUCAAGAGAGGUUUUCAACCAGCCAGGUCUUAUGUUCCCAGGCCCUGUCUUCUGGGCGGCAUUACUGGGAAGUGGACACGAAGUGCUGCAAUAACUGGGCAGUUGGAGUGGCCUCUUGGGGCAUGAGCCGAGACCGGAUGCUGGGAAGGACUGCAGACUCUUGGUGCAUAGAGUGGAAGGGAACUGGCCAGCUGUCUGCAUGGACCAUGGUCAAAGAAACUGUCCUUGGCUCAGACAGACCUGGGGUGGUGGGCAUCUGGCUGGACCUGGAGGAGAGGAAGCUUGCCUUCUAUUCAGUGGCCAGUCAGGAGAAGCUUCUGUAUGAGUGUGAGAUGGCGGCCUCCUCUCCUCUGCACCCUGCCUUCUGGCUCUAUGGCCUAACUCCUGGAAACUCCCUGAUCAUAAAUCAAGUACGAGUAUAAAGCUUCCUCAGGGGUUAAAACACAGUGGUCUCCUGGCUUCUCUCUCUGCCUUCAAGCAGGUGGCAACUCAACUUAAGAAUCCCACUUUUGAAGUUCAUCCUUUUGUGUGGUACAGGAUUAACAAAGCAGGCUUGAAGUUCUUGAACCCUGCACAUUUCAAAGAAAGGACUGGCCUCUGACAGACUCAAGAGAGGGGACCUAUAAGCCCUUCAAAUAUCUUGCCUGGCAUGAGUGGCUUGGUUUAAGUGGGGGCUUUGGGCCAUGCAGUAUCACCUUGACCUCUGCACGGGCUAGAGAUUAAGUCAGCCAUGUGGGCAGUGAGGCAUGCCUAUGUGACAGAUCCCCAAUAAAAGCAUUGAAUACUGCGGCUUGGGGAACCUUCCCUGAUUGGCAGUACUCCAA
Molecule: messenger RNA, 2761 nt
Organism: Marmota monax (woodchuck)
Lineage: Eukaryota; Metazoa; Chordata; Mammalia; Rodentia; Sciuridae
Product: E3 ubiquitin-protein ligase RNF135
Exons: 3
Coding region: 1370-2359 (329 amino acids)
Biological process (GO): regulation of innate immune response
Cellular component (GO): cytoplasm
Molecular function (GO): protein binding; ubiquitin-protein transferase activity; ribonucleoprotein complex binding
Source: RefSeq, a predicted model, not a curated record